AUGACCAAUAACGAUCUACACGAUUCGAUGAGAAAGUUUUUCGCGGUAGAGGAUGCCGCAGUAACAAAACAGCUUGAAGCGGAGGAAGAUAAGCGAGCACGAAGCAUUCUGGAAGCCACGACUGUACGAAAGGGAAGUCGUAUGGAGACGGGUUUGCUUUUCCGAACAGAUGUUGUGAACUUCCCGGACAGCUUUCCAAUGGCGCUCAUCAGAAUGAAAGGUUUAGAGAAACGGCUGGCUAAAGAUCCUGAACUGCGUAGAAGAGUGAACGAGCAAAUGGAGAACUACGAACAGAAGCAGUAUAUCUGUAAAGUAUCCCCGGAAGAUUUGAAAAAGAUUAAUCCACAGCGGGUGUGGUAUCUCCCGUUAGGAGUGGUUAUAAAUCCCAAGAAACUCAACAAAAUACGAAUGGUGCGGGAUGCUGCAGCGAAGGCAGGUGGUGUCUCAUUCAACGAUAUGCUACUCAAGGGCCCGGAUCUACUCGUGUCUCUCGUAGAAGUUUUGCUACGUUUCAGGGAAGGCAAGAUUGCGGUAAGUUCCGACAUCCGCGAAAUGUUCCUGAGGAUUCUUAUUCGGGACGCAGACAAAUGGUCGCAGUGUUUCCUAUGGCGUACCAGCUCGGAGGAUGACAUCCAAGUCUACGUCAUAAAUGUCGCGAUGUUCGGGGCAACCAGUUCGCCAUUCACGGCACAAUUUGUAAAGAACAAAAAUGCUUAUGAUUACGUGAAAUUGUUUCCCAGAGCAGUAGAGGCAAUAGUUAAGAAUCAUUAUGUUGAUGAUUUUCUCGAUAGCGUCAACUCGGUCGAGGAAGCUGUUCAGCUUGUCCAGCAAGUACGGUUAAUUCACGCAGCAGCAGGAUUCGAAUUCGGGAAAAUUCUUUCCAACUCGCAAGAGGUGCUCGACCUUCUAGGUGAAACUGAGUCAUUGAGCAGCAAGUCCAUGAACCUAGAGAAAGAUUCUAUGUACGAGCGUGUUUUAGGUGUGAUGUGGGUCCCUACAGCAGAUCACUUCACUUUCGAUCAGACAGGGUUGGUAAGCGUCUCAAACAAUGGUGGAGUGGUCCCAACAAAGCGACAAGUCCUACGAACCGUGAUGAAGUUGUACGAUCCACUGGGAUUUGUGGCGCAUUUCGUGGUGCAAGGCAAAAUAUUGAUGCAGGAGAUAUGGCGCACAGGAACUAAUUGGGAUGAACCCAUAGCGGAGCAGUUACAUGAUCUAUGGGCCAGAUGGAUGGAACUCUAUACGAAAACGAACGAAGUGAAAGUCCCUCGAUGCUUUCUCGGAAACUACCUUCCGCAGGAGAUUAACGAAAUCGAAAUCCACGUGUUCACAGAUGCAAGCGUUGCCGCCUGCGCGUGUGUAGUCUAUUUGAGGAUAUCGUACUAUGGAGGAACCUGGUGUUCGUUAGUCGCAGCAAAAACGAAAGUGUCCCCACUUCGAACGCUGUCAAUCCCUCGUCUGGAGCUUCAGGCUGCCAUGGUGGGAGCACGUCUGCUGCAAAACCAACAGUCUUGGCGUGGCUUCGAUCGGAUAGCCGUCGAUAUCACCAGUUCGUUUCAUUCCGUGUGGCUCAACGUGGCUGACGAUGCCACCAAGUGGAAUUCAGGACCAUCGUUUGACCCAGAAAGUCGUUGGUUCAAAGGCCCACCGUUUCUAUGGGGCCCGAAGAAGCAGUGGCCGAAGCAAUCAACAGCAAUUAUUGAAUCGGAAGUGAAUGCGGCGUGUGAAGAACUUCGCAUGGUGGCCGUACACCGAACGGCUGAAGAAGUAAUCAAAGUUGAACGAUUCUCGAAUUGGAAUCGGUUGAUUCGAACAAUGGCCUAUGUUCACCGGGCAGUGAAAACCUUCAAGGGAAUUCUGCGUGAGGAAAAUUUGCAGCAUGGAUUAAGCCAGGAAGAUUUCGCGAAAGCCGAGCAGGCACUAUGGCGCCAGGCUCAAUCACAGGUUUAUACAAAGGAAAUUCACGAUCUGAGUAACGGCAGCAGCGUUGACAGAAGCAGUUCAUUGUAUUCACUGGUUCCGUUCAUGGAUGAAUUCGGAGUUAUUCGAGUUGGAAGCCGGAUCGGAAACGCACCAAACAUUCCAUAUGCAACGAAAUAUCCGGUUGUGAUGCCUAGGGAUCAUCAUAUUACCCUUCUUUUGGUACAUUCCUUUCACCAACGGUUUCUACACGCUAAUGGCGAAACAGUCUGCAACGAACUGCAGCAGCAAUUCUACAUACCCAAGCUUCGAGUGCUAGUACGGAAAGUUGGCCGAAACUGUCAGCAUUGCAAAAUAAAGAAGGCAGUCCCCAAGGCACCGCAAAUGGGACCACUGCCCAGAGUGCGCCUAACACCCUUCAUCCGACCGUUCACGUACGUCGGCGUAGAUUACAUGGGGCCGUUCGAAGUUAAAGUCGGGCGCAGUGUAGUGAAGAGGUGGAUCUGUCUGUUCACCUGUCUUACGGUACGGGCUGUCCAUCUCGAGCUAGCCCACAGUCUGUCGUCGACUGCCUGCGUGAUGGCAUUCAGGAGAUUUGUGGCCAGAAGAGGUGCACCAUUGGAAGUAUUUUCGGACAAUGGUACGAAUUUCGUGGGAACCAAUCGCCAGUUGUCUGAAGAGAAACAGAAAAUCCAGGAAAUCAUCGAGGACUGCGCCGCCACUUUUACAAAUGCGAAUACCCAGUGGCACUUCAACGUUCCGGCAGCUCCGCACAUGGGAGGACCAUGGGAGCGUAUGGUGAAGUCCGUGAAGACAGCAAUAAAGGCGAUAUCGGAUAGUCCACGACGUCCUAGUGAUGAGGUAUUGGAAACUAUCAUGUUGGAGGCUGAGGCUAUUAUCAACUCGCGACCUUUAACGUACGUUCCUUUGGAGGCACCCGAGGCAGAGGCACUCACGCCGAACCACUUCCUCCUGUACGGGUCGACCGGAAUCAAACAACCAAGUACUGAUCAGGUGAACGGAAACACGUUACAAGAUAGCUGGAAACUUGCGCAACACAUCAGGGACGAGUUUUGGCGUAGAUGGGUACGCGAAUAUCUUCCGACUCUAACAAGACGCACGAAGUGGUUCGAAGCAACUAAGCCGCUGGAACCUGGAGAUCUGGUGAUAAUCAUCGAUGAGCAGGCGAGGAGUCGUUGGGAACGAGGACGAAUAUUGAAGACCUUUCCGGAUACAUCUGGGCAAGUGAGGCGUGCUAUUGUGCAAACUGCCAGGGGAGUGUUCGCAAGGCCGGCGGUGAAACUUGCAGUUUUGGACGUACGAGGAAAUGAAGGGAGUCCGGAAAACGUCGCUCCGGAUACAGAAGUGGUUCACGGGUCGGGGAAUGUUGCCGAGACCCCUCGUCGCGGCGAAAAGAUGGUGAACCAACCUGAACCAUCGCGAGCGAGUCGGGCGAAACGGGUCUAG
Toxorhynchites rutilus septentrionalis is the source of this 3387-nucleotide messenger RNA. RefSeq lists its product as uncharacterized. The record is from RefSeq and is a predicted model, not a curated record. The transcript has 3 exons. The coding region runs from base 1 to 3387 and encodes 1128 amino acids. Gene Ontology annotation, molecular function: nucleic acid binding. Lineage: Eukaryota; Metazoa; Arthropoda; Insecta; Diptera; Culicidae. Gene Ontology annotation, biological process: DNA integration.